AUGCAAAAGGAACUGGCAAAAUUUAAACUUGAAGGUGUUGCCAAAGAGACGGACGACCUGCAGAAGAAGCUCACUAGAGUGGUAACAAGUAGCCAAAAGGAGAAUAAGAAAACUGAGCGAAUCUUCAAAGAGAGUUGGGACCUGGCCACGUUCAUCGACAGGCUGCAGAGGAACAUCCAAGAAACGGUUGAAAAGGCAACAACUUUGAAUCAGACUUUGGAUGAAGAUUUCCAGCUGCCCAGCUUGAUGCUUGAGAAUAUGCAGCGGAACAUUUUAUCUUCGCUCAAAACCAUACAGAAAAGGCACUUCAUGCAGUUGUACCAAAAUGUCACCCUGGAACUCAAUGGACAGCUGCAGGCGGCCAGGACACUGGUGAAGGACGCAGAAGGAAAGAGCCAGGAAAGCGACCGUCUGCUGCUCGUGGCCAGCGCCAACCUGAGAGAGUUUGAGCUUUUUCCAGAUGUUGUGAAAACAGAGACACCCCCCACCCCGUGCCUGUCAGCAAGGGAGAGCGGGAGGGGCAUGGCUCUGUUAGUGGAAAGAAAAGUUAAAGAUGUGGAAACACAAGCCAACCUUCUAUUUGAUCGGUUGAAACCUUUGAAGAUUUUAGAAGAGAAUCUGAACACAAACCUUUCCGAAAUUAAACUGCUGAUCAGCCAGGCCCGGAAACAAGCAGCUUCUGUGGAAAGAUUUCAAGGUGAUAAGGUCGUUGUCCUUAAAGAAUUAAAUCUCAUGUCUGGUGUGGAACACGCUUACCUGAGCAGUGCCCUGGCCCUCCAGUGCAGGUCUGGUGUGGAACACGCUUACCUGAGCAGUGCCCUGGCCCUCCGGUGCAGGUCUGGUGUGGAACACGCUUACCUGAGCAGUGCCUUGGACCUCCGGUGCAGGUCUGGUGUGGAACACGCUUAUCUGAGCUGUGCUCUGGCCCUCCGGUGCAGGUCUGGUGUGGAACAAGCUUACCUGAGCUGUGCCCUGGCCCUCCGGUGCAGGUCUGGUGUGGAACACCCUUACCUGAGCUGUGCCCUGGCCCUCCAGUGCAGGUCUGGUGUGGAACACACUUAUCUGAGCAGUGCCCUGGCCCUCCAGUGCAGCUCCCAGAAUGAAGACUCUUCCUUCCAUUCUGAUGGGAGUGGGUACUCUCUUGUGGAGAAGACGCUUAGGGCGACUGUGACCCAGAUAAUAAUGCUCUUCAGUACCUUUUCACCCAAUGGACUUCUUCUCUACCUGGCUUCCAAUGGCACAAAAGACUUUAUAUCCAUCAAGUUGGUCCACGGCAGAGUGAAAGUUACUGUUUACCUGGGUUCGGGACCCCUUGCUCUUAUUACGGACAGAUGUUACAACAACAUGACCUGGUACAAAAUUGCCUUUCAGCGAAACCGGAAACAAGCUCUCCUAGCGGUCAUCACGUACAACACUAGUUACAAAGAGACUAAGCAAGGCGAGACUCUGGGAGUAUCUUCUGACCGCAAUCAUCUAGAUAAGGAUCCCAUUUAUGUGGGUGGAUUGCCUCGGUCAAGAGUUGUAAGGGAAGGAAUCACCAGCAAAAGCUAUGUGGGCUGUAUCAAGAACCUGGAAAUAUCCAGGUCGACCUUUGAUUUACUCAGAAAUUCCUAUGGAGCGAGAAAAGGUUGUAUGUUGGAGCCCAUCAGAAGUGUUAUCCUCUUGAGAGGCAGCUACGUUGAGUUGCCAUCCAAGUCUUUGACCCCAGAAUUGGAAUUGCUGGCCAUAUUUGCUACCAAGAACAGCAAUGGCAUCAUCCUGGCUGCCCUUGGCAGGGAUGCGGAGCUGCAGGGUCCUGGGCAGGCCCACGUGCCCUUCUUCUCCAUUCUGCUGAUUCAGGGCCAUGUUGAGGUUCACAUCAGUCUUGGGGACAGGUCCAGCCUGAGGAAAGCCCUCCUACACUCUCCCACAGGCACCUACAGCGAUGGACAGCCGCAUUCCAUCUCCUUGGUUAGGAAUCAGAGAAUUAUCACUGUUAAAUUGGAUGAGACCAAUCCUGUGGAAAUUAACUUGGGUCCAUUAGCAGAAAGCAGGACUAUAAAUGUGUCCAACCUGUACAUAGGGGGCAUUCCUGAGGGUGAGGGGACCUCGGUGCUCAGAAUGAGAGCUCGUUCGUUCCAUGGCUGCAUCAGAAACCUGAUCUUUAACCUGGAACUUUUGGAUUUCACCAGCGCAGUUGGCUCUGAACAAGUGGACUUGGACACCUGCUUGCUUGCACAAAGGCCUAAACUGGCUUUUCUUGGCAAGGACGGGGAGUGCCUGCCAGAGCCCCAGGUGUUCCCGGAGCAGUGUGCUGUUUACGCCCCUCUAGAGUAUGUGCCCGGCACCCACCAGUUCGGCCUGACGCAGAGCAGCCACGUGGCAUUGCCUUUCAAUAAGUCUGGCAUCAGGAAGAGCGGCCUUGUCUAUUACGUGGCUCACCAGAACCAGGUGGACUACGCCACGCUGCAGCUGCACGGCGGCCACCUCUACUUCAUCUUUGAUCUCGACAAAGGCAGAACAAAGGUAUCCCACUUGGCGCUGCUCAGUGAUGGCAAGUGGCACACGCUGCUGUUGUUGCAGUUUGAUCUCAUUGUGCUUUGCCUUAAUUUGCUUCACCUGGAAAAGCAGCUGGUACACUGGCUAACUUCAUAAACAUUUAGAAGUGAUGCCCAUAUCCUUUAAAAACUCAAAAAGAAAAAAAUAAGAAAUUUAAAAGAUGCAGUAUUCCCAGCCCUGCCUGUGCUGCCGGGUGAGCGGCGGCCGCCCCGCGCCCGGAGGUCGUUCCCUCUCAUCCUCCCGGUCGCGGAGAGGAGGCGGCGGUAGCGGCCGGAGCCGGGCGGGCGGCCUGAGGUGGGAGCCCAGCCGGCC
Nycticebus coucang (slow loris) is the source of this 2850-nucleotide messenger RNA. Its product is annotated as laminin subunit alpha-1-like. Lineage: Eukaryota; Metazoa; Chordata; Mammalia; Primates; Lorisidae. Gene Ontology annotation, molecular function: signaling receptor binding. The record is from RefSeq and is a predicted model, not a curated record. Gene Ontology annotation, biological process: cell adhesion; regulation of embryonic development; regulation of cell migration.